AUGACGCUCUUUCCUUGGCCAACUGCUCUGCCUUCGAAGGAACACAUUCCCUCUCGAGUACUUCCAUCUCUUUUACUGAUCGUUCCACUGAUUGCAAGUUUGACUUGUGUUUGGCUUCUCGUCAAUGAUAUCUGGACACAGGUGUUCUGUACGCUCUUCACACUGAGAUAUCUCCGUUUAUUCGGACAUGUUUUUGGAUCGUGGAUUUAUCGCCCUUCACCACUUAAACAGGAUCCUUCGUUUUCGAGGAGUGAUGUAACUGUUAUUCUUCCAACUAUCGAUCCUCGUGGUCCUGACUUCCGAGAGUGCGUGGAAAGUAUCCUUGAAAACAACCCAGCGUGCAUUCUGGUCGUCACGGUUGGUGCUCUUCUUCGAGAGGAAUGUCAGACUGUUCUCAGAAAACUAAGCGUCGAUGCUCCGCAUACUCAGAUUCUUGUCUCAGCGCUUCCUGAACCGAGUAAGAGGCGACAAAUCACUCAUGCAAUGCCAAGCGUCACAUCAGCUAUUACUAUCUUCGCAGAUGACCAUGUUUUCUGGCCAAGGAACUUUAUCCCUUCUAUUCUUGCGCCCUUUGAAAACCAGAGUGUCGGCAUGGUGGUGACCAAAAAACGAGUUCGGCGAACAACACCUGGAGUCUUGACAUGGCCUUCCAUUGUUAACUUCGUCGCGUGCAAUUACCUCCAGCGUCAUAACUGGGAACUCCGUUCAUCUAAUGCUAUCGACGGUGGAGUAUUCGUUAUCUCGGGCAGGACGGCAGUUUACCGCACAGAAUUCCUCAACAACACUGACCUCCUUCAGCGUUUCUGCCAUGAAAAGUUCUGCUUUGGGGCUCUGGGUGGUGAGGGGCUGGGCCCUGAUGAUGAUAACUUUUUGACGAGAGAAGGUAUGAAGAAGAAGUGGCUUGUCAAGUUUCAGGAUACAGAGGAUGCGACCAUUGAGACGACGCUCGGUGAGUGGCCCAAGUUUAAGGAUCAGCUACUUCGCUGGGCACGCACGACUUUUCGCAGCAAUCCAGUCAUGCUUCGUGAUCCGGCUUUUAUCUCUCGUUACACAUGGAGUUGCUUCAUGGUGUACUGGGCCGGCCUUGUCAACUUUGCCAUAGUAUGGGAUGCGCUGCUUAUCACGACCUUUGUGCUCGCUGAAAAGUCCGGCGACGCUGAAUUGGUAAUCUUCUUGAUCUUUAUGUUCUGGACAAAGGUCAUCAAGAUCAUCCCGCACUUUCUUCAGUAUCCUUCUGAUUUUCCACUCGUUAUUUGUCAGAUUGCGUUUGGAUUUAGUAGUGACAGCAUUGCGAGACAAGUUGGGACGCAUUCUGGUAUCGAGCUUGGUAGGGGACAUAAAAUACAAUGCCUGAGAUUGAUGCUAAACUGA
This is a messenger RNA of Fusarium oxysporum Fo47, 1371 nucleotides long. Its product is annotated as nucleotide-diphospho-sugar transferase. Bases 1 to 1371 code for a protein of 456 amino acids. NCBI's taxonomy places the organism in Eukaryota, Fungi, Ascomycota, Sordariomycetes, Hypocreales, Nectriaceae. The transcript is spliced from 2 exons. The record is from RefSeq and is a predicted model, not a curated record.